UCGGGUGAGAGCGAAGAGACGACGGAGCUGUCAAACAGCAACAAUCGCCUGAAAUAUUAUCCCGGGCGGUACAACAAACAUCGUACUUUGCUCUUUUGUGGAAACAAGGACGACAGGAGCAGUCUUCGAGUUCGCCUUUAGCAUUAACCCUAAGGACAUCUUGACUUUUAAACGGUUAGCGACGAAAAACUUCCUGUUUGGUGUUUGUUGGUGGUUCUCAGGCUAAUGUUUGUUAGCUUUUCGCUUAGCUCGAGUUUUGUUGACAAACUAGCAUUCCUUGCUAGUUUCUGAGCAGCUGCGUUUCCAGCUUCAGGGGGUCGUGCUCGUUGUUUUGACAAGUGCUGUAAAGUUGGGAAUGGCAUGUGGGGACCCCGCUUGAGUUAUUCAUGCAAACAUCUCCAUGACUUGAUAACAGGUAUCCAAGGGUUUUCUAUACAUCUUUCAAACAUGUGAAAACCCUCUCCUCCUGGUGGACUCCCCAGUUACAAGCAGCGAGGAACAAGUAGGAGACAUCUUGGAUCCAGCCACUGUGUCACCAGGCGCUCCCUAAACACACCAGUUUCAACUGAAGUCUACGUGCGUGACACAUUUUCUCCCAGGAAACAAACGUAGUAAAGUCCCUGCGCCACUCAAACAAUCCUGUCCUCAUGUCAUGUGGGUACAUCACAGAAAAAACCCCAUAUUACCCGCAUCAUCUUUUACACCAUGGACCGGAAUAAACGCAAUUCCAUCGCUGGGAUCCCGACGCGACCCGAACGCAUCGACGAGGACAGAGAUGGUGUCGGAGGCGUAGGGGGCUUUGAGAUGGGCUUUGAGAUGGGCCCGCCUCCACAGGUGGGCCGGGUGUGGCCCUCGUCCUACAGAGCCCUCAUCAGUGCCUUCUCCUGUCUCACACGCCUUGAUGACUUCACCUGUGAGUGGAUCGGCUCUGGAUUCUUCUCUGAUGUCUUCAAAGUUCGCCAUCGAGCCACAGACCAGGUUAUGGCCAUGAAGAUGAACAAAAUCAGCAGCAACAGAGCCAACAUGUUGAGAGAAGUCCAACUCAUGAACCGGCUCUGCCAUCCCAACAUACUCAG
This is a messenger RNA of Gymnodraco acuticeps, 1076 nucleotides long. RefSeq names its product testis associated actin remodelling kinase 2 (gene tesk2). Lineage: Eukaryota; Metazoa; Chordata; Actinopteri; Perciformes; Bathydraconidae. Gene Ontology annotation, biological process: protein phosphorylation; actin cytoskeleton organization. Gene Ontology annotation, molecular function: ATP binding; protein serine/threonine kinase activity. The record is from RefSeq and is a predicted model, not a curated record. Gene Ontology annotation, cellular component: nucleus; cytoplasm.